UUAUGCUGUAUAAUUGUUGUGUUGGCUACGUAAAAACGGCCAUUUACCUAGGAAGCCAUCAUUGCCUAUUCAGGUUGUUGCUUGUACCCGCAACUAGUCUACGCCAUCAAACGACACAGCUCAAAUCAUUCACAAUAAAGUCGGAGGCACCGAGUGAAGGAGCAUCUACCAGCAGUUUUCAUUAGGAAGUCUUUGACCCAUGUCGCUUGUUGCUUGUUCCCUUUUGGGCUGUUGCAGAACUGGCGUUAGGCGGUUUGUGUCUUCGUUGGCUAACGCUUGUUUGGGAUAUGCUCAUCUCUUCCAUAACAUUAUUUAUAUAAUAUUUAUCACGAUAAUGCAGCCUCGUGCGCAAUCACAGCUGCAAAUAGACCCGAAGUUGGCAGCUGCAUUUGAAGUUCAACUGCGGCGCCACUGGAACAUAGACCGAGUAGCUGCAUUACUUCGGCGUCAUAUUGCCCGCGAACAAAAGACUUGGCGGGUUAGAAAGUUUGCCGCUCACACAUCAUCAUCGACAUCGGAAGAGAUUAGUGGAGUACAGCGAGAUUAUACGGUCCGUUGGUUUUCAACCGUCUCGACAGGCUUUGGUCUACCUCGCGAAGUGCUAUUCCUCGCGACAGCGCUGCUCGACGAGUUCCUGCAGGUAGUUCGCGCGAAGCCGCGAUUUCUUCAAGUGAUUGCCUGUUCGUGUUUCUUCCUGGCCGCUAAAGUCACCCUCGAUGAUGAUGCGGUUCCUACAUUGGCGGAUUUGAUCCGUAGUGGAGGCUGUGAAUGCAGCGUCUCGGAGGUUCGUCGAAUGGAGAAGGUCAUUCUUGACAGACUUCAUUGGGAUCUCAAUCGUGCUACCACCCUCGACUUCCUCCAUGCUUACCAUGCCUUGCUGGAAAAUAACUGCGAAUCCGUGCUAGGCCCCGAGGGUCCUCGACGGGUGGCGUCUCUCAAGGUUCUCUGGGAGACUAAGCUUCAGCUGUUGCUAGCAAACAACACGGUGCUAGCUAGUGAAAGGCCAUCGAUCGUGGCUCUUGCCCUUGUAUCUCUUGAGAUGGAAGCGCUGUCCACGCAUUGGCUACUUAUCACGGUGGCACUGCAAGCUCUAGCUGACGUCGGCUCCCCGGAAAAUGUAAUCCGCUGUCGCGAGCAGGUGUCCCGCCAUCUGCAGCUGUCUCAGUCGCAGCUCUUGGCGCAGCGAAGGCAGGCAAGCAAGAGGAAGAUGCAACCGGUGGAUGACGAAGAGCAAGACUGCAUCUACGAUUCCAUCAAAAAGCUCUAUGCCAAUGACAGUUACGAAAAUAGUGCCGCUAGCAAUAGUAAUCAUUCCGGUCAUCCCAGUGGAAUGACUGUGGCACAACAAGCGGCAGCAAACAAACCUGCUAUUCCUGUCGUAUGAGCCGAAAGUGUAUCAACUUCGCGUACAUAAAUAUCAACGGCAGCGUUUUACGCGUAACAACAACGACAAGCGUUAUUCCCGAUCUUGGGAUUCGGAGAAAGUGUGUGAUUGGAGAACACGUAAACGUUUAAUUAGAAAGAUUCGAAACGCGUAACAUGGCAUAGAUAAAUCCAGUCGUUAUGCGACAGACGUUUCGUUUAGGUGCGCAACUACUGCAUGACGAUGCGAAAACGACUUCUACUGUGAAUACAGACGUACUCUUGUUAUUACUUUGUGCUCGACAUCAUAUACUUCGGAUGUACAGAGCAACGUCUCGCAGCUUGAAAAAUUAGCCUCUUAACUCUCCUUAAUCGAAACACCAGAAGUGUUAAAAUACCGUUUUUUUGCAUGUUCCGUGCAUAAUAUCUCCGAACAAACGUACCAUAUGACUCGAAUAGACAUGACGAAGUUGACAAGUUUUUGAGUUACGCCUAUGUGAGUAUAAUCGCGUGUUUUUAUUGUCUCUAUUAUUACUGCAAAGCUUAUUAAUGAACACCAAAGUAAACAGUGCGGUUGUUUUUCAAUCUUUCAAUGUGUGACAACUGUAUAUUACUUCAAUGAUUUUUCUUUAUUAUUUAUUUGACUAUUGAAAAAUACGUUAAAACAUUGAAAAUCUGCUAUAUGAUAUUUGAGAAAGAAUAACUGAGUUUUGUCAUGGGAUCAUUGGCCUCUUUCUACAAAUGCUAGACACAGCAAAUGGAAUCAGGCGUUAAAGCCACUUUCUAGCUAGCAGAUUAGUCUUCACUUCGAAGCCAUUUUCGUUGUCGCCAAGAUUGUUCCUUUCAAGUACAUAGGAUCCAUACACGUUAAGCAAGUUAAUGAAUCUCAACAAACACUUAAAGUUGCAUCUAGUACGGUAUGUAAUAAGCAUAUAAAAUAACCGUAUUUCAAUGCUAUACGUUGCCGCAUCUGUAGUCAGAAAGGUCGUGCUAUUUAACGAUAUUUAAUGGUAAGAUAUAGAGUCAUUACAGAUAUUUUUUAGUGCUACUAAUCUUAAGCAUUAUCCUCGUAAUUAUUGUAUUUUAUGAAUAUCGAUUCACCUUGACGAGAAAAGUCAGCGAGACAACUGAUGCCUUAGUAAGUCUCCUUACGAUGGUAUUUUAUGAAAGGAACUGUUUUGUCUCUGAAUAAAACAACCCCAACAGCAGCAAAGUAUGACGAAAACAAGUUGUAAAGCAUCAUCAUCCUUCACCUGUAAUUUAUUUUUUACCGUAAUAAUCAUGCAGUGACUGCUGUUACUACUAUGAAACAGACAUAAAGUAUAGUAUAUAUCAUAUUUUGAUUGAUCAACGACCGUUGCAAUGCCCCGAUGUAGGCCUCACAUUUCUUUUGUUAUUCCGGAACGAUGUUUGGUAUGGAUUUCUUUAGGCGUAUUAGCGCUAAAAACACUCGGGCGGUUACCCUUUCCCAUCCAAAUGUACUGAUUUCAGAGAUCUAAGUAACAUACUUGGGAGAGCUGGCUACCCAAAAGCGGCCAGAAUCCCCUGUGCGCGUUGCGUUGAGCUUUCUUACAGUAUGACAUUUUCCUCUGUAGUACUAUGUACUACCGCCAUGUACUCACAGUACACUAUUAAAAGAAGAGUUGCACGCGCUUGUUCCGUUUGCUUUUGUUCGUUUUGUAUAGAAAAAGAAAGACUUCUGUCGCUUUCUGUCUUUGAAUCGCUAUAUCUAUACUUGGGUUAGAAUCUUCAACAAAAAAAAGAGUGGGAGUAUCAAACGUCGCCGCUGUCGUUUUAGCUUUGUUUUCGUUUCCCGAACGCCUGAGUACCUUUGGAGGAAGGAUUGAUCUUCAACCAAGAGAAAUGUAAUAGUGAAAUAUCUUGAGCAGAAUUGGUGUUGAGUUAUUCAUAAACACGACGUUUCUUAGGCGGCAUACAUUGUUUAGCGGGUUGAACUCAGUUACUUGGUUAAGCUUGCAUCUUCCAUCCACUUGAAAUCCAAUGCAUGUGCAUCUACAAAUUUGUGAUUCUUUUUUCUCAUGGUACGAAUCGGUUUUACCUGGACACUGGCAUCUAGACGCGAAAGACAUUGAGCAAACAUUGAGCGGAAGGAAGACAGAAAAACGAAAAGAAACAUUGCACAAAGCAGAAAAUGUUAAUAAAAAUGUAUAAAAAAUAGAAGGAAAAACUGCCAUAAAAAUCUAAUAUAUGAAAUGUAAAAAAUAUACAUAAAAAUGUAAAAAGAAUGUAUAGAUUGUACGAAAGAAAGUGGAGAAUGGGGCUGAAAUGACGCAACAACAAAGGAGACAAGGAUAUGCUUCUGCCAUUAAUAAAUAAAAAGAGCAACAAAUCUUGGGAGUAUGACAAAUCCAA
Molecule: messenger RNA, 3735 nt
Organism: Varroa destructor (honeybee mite)
Lineage: Eukaryota; Metazoa; Arthropoda; Arachnida; Mesostigmata; Varroidae
Product: cyclin-I-like
Source: RefSeq, a predicted model, not a curated record